CAUUAGUAGAUAUCAAGUUUCAUCCCUGCAUUUCAAAGGAAAUUAUCCCAUGGACUUCUUAAAAACUAGGCGUAUAACAAAGUGCAAAAUGUAUAACAGUGGUGUAAAUUUGUCAUCCACCAGCAUUUAAUGCUGCAAGACUUAAAAGUCGUCAACAUUUUUCUUUAUUGACUGAAAGUACAUUAGCAUCUAACCGUCAGUGCGCUGAAGAAACAACGAAAAUCCGACUUUACCCAUGAACCUGCACUGCUGCUCAUUUGUACAGGUUCAGGAGGUCUAGGUUUCAGAAAUAAUUUUCACAAAUAGAAAUAGCCAAAAUUUAAUUCACUAAAAAUAUCUUUCAUAUUUGUUUGAUUUAUUCUGGCUGUCAAUCAAUAAGAGAAAUUAGUUUUGAAUUGUAACAGAACUCCACUUUGUUCCCAAUCAAACCCUAAACUCUACAGAUAAUUAAUCUCUCUUCUUUAUCUCAGUUCAGUGGUGAAAAAAAAAAUCUUGCCCGUGCUUUGCAUUAUCUUCUGCCUUGCACGCUUAUCGUCUUAUUUUGCAUAUCACGUGCUUCCCUUCGUCCAAUAAGCGUUCGCGUUUAGUCUGCACGGGCGCGUGAGCGUCGCUUUACCCUCUCAAGUUCACUGUCGCAUUUUUUCAGUCGUGGGGAUUCCUGAAAGAGCUGGAAAAGGCUCAAUGUUGGUCGUGCUAUGACAGCGUCUCUGCUCCUCCAUUCCCGCUGGAUCGAGCCGGUGAUGUUUCUCUGUGACAGCGGCUGCUCAGACGACGUGAGCAAGAACAUGGAGGGAUUCGCGGGAGGCAAUUUCUCCGCCAACCAGUGCCGGAAUCUCGUGGCCCACCCGACUUCUCUCGCUCCCGGUGCGCCCUAUGGAUCGAGUGAAGUGCCCGUGUCUGGCGUGACGGAACCUGUCAAGCAGUGCAGCCCGUGCUCGGCGGCGCAGAACUCCCCCGGUGCUGCUUCUUUGCCCUAUGGAUAUUUCGGUAGUGGCUAUUAUCCGUGCCGAGUGUCACAUCACGGCGCAGUCAAGUCCUGCGCGCAGCCUGCCGCUUACGCAGACAAGUACAUGGAGACGUCUGUCUCCGGAGAGGAGUUCUCUUCUCGAGCUAAGGAGUUCACUUUCUAUCAGGGCUACUCGUCCGGACCUUACCAACCCGUCCCCAGUUAUCUGGACGUGCCAGUCGUGCCUGCUCUGAGCUCUGCUCCGGAACCCAGACACGAGUCAAUUUUGCCCGUGGAAACUUACCACCAGCCUUGGGCCAUCACGAACAGCUGGAACAGCCCUGUGUACUGCCCGAAGGAGCAGACUCAGUCCAGUCAUCUCUGGAAAUCGUCUCUUCAAGACAAUGUGUCAGGAAGUGAUGGCGCUUCCAUUCGCCGCGGGAGGAAGAAGCGCGUCCCUUAUACCAAAGUCCAGCUGAAAGAACUGGAGCGCGAAUAUGCGGCCAAUAAGUUCAUCACGAAGGAUAAACGGAGACGGAUAUCUGCUCACACAAACCUGACCGAGCGCCAGGUCACCAUCUGGUUUCAGAACAGGAGGGUAAAGGAGAAGAAGGUGGUCAACAAAUUCAAGAGCAUCACUUAAGGGGGGACAGAAUUUGAGACGGACAGAGAGAAGGAGCCACUUGGUUAUUUAUUAUGUUCCUCUGGGAGUGACUGUGCUGAGAUGUGUAACCUAUAGCUUCCAUGCAAGAAAAAAAUACAUUCUGCUUAACUCUGAAGGCCGUAUAUGUUACACGGUGAUCGUGAUGAGGGGGCAAAUAAACUGGCAAAACAUUCGUAUACACACUUUUUUUUUGUUUUUGUUUUUGUGGCAGUGCUUCCCGCCACAUAAACCCUGUUUCUUACUGAAACACCAAACCAUUGUGUUAAUUGUAAUUGCGCGGGAGACAAAUGCUGUGUCUAGGUUCAGUAACAUGAAGCUACAAUUUACCCAAUGAUGCAAGAACACGCUGUUAAGGCUACAGACCAGAGGUCAUCUGCUCCAGUCCUGGAGGUCCGGAGUCCAGCUCAGUUUGGUGAUUUUCAGGCUCAGAGACACCUGAUUCAACUUGCAUCCAAUACUGCAACUGAUGACCCCAGCUACAGACCGCCAUUACAUUACUACUUUAUGUAAAUAAAUAAACAUCCUCUUAGAUAUGACUACAUGGUAUCUUAAAGAUUUUAGAUAGAAAAUAGAAUUAUUCACAGUUUGUUCAAUGUUUGUACCCCGCUAGGUCUCUAGUCCAGGUUGUUUAUGGAGCAAGCUCCUAUUUGUUACUGCAAACAAUAUUCCAAUAAAACUCCCAAAUUUAAUAUUUCCAGUAAGGACUGAAAAAUGCUCGUCGCUAUGCCUAGAUUGUUUGAGCAUUGUAAAGGUGGUUUUUUUUUCUCGAUAUAUACCUAUAUUCAAAAUACAGGUAGAAAAAAAUAGACAAAAAGACGGCAUUUAGGUGACAAUGUUACAAGCAGGGUUAAAAAAAAGGAAACUUGAAUGAACACCACAAUGUUGCCAUCUAGUGGUAGAGUUGAGUCGUUGCAUCUGUGUAGGCAGAAUAGGGAGAAACAUGGAGCUUCCAGGAUUAAGGUGAAAUCUAAAAUGAAAAGACAACACGGGGACUUUGUACACAGGACAAGGUGUACAUGGAGUGCAGAUAGUACGAUAAGUGUAAUAUCAGAGCCGUGUACGAAAGUACAUUUUAAGUACAACGACAUGCGCAACACAAUAGAAUAAAUGAGCAGGUAUUACACACAACAGGAUAAGACUCAGGACAAACCAGACAAACGGGGAAUUACACAAAUUACUAUUAUUGUAGAAUUUUUUUUUUUUUCUGUAGAACACGUAAAUUGCACUUUUACCAGCAGACACUGUGUGUGUGUGUUGGGAGGGAGAUGCAUAAUGAAUAAUGUUCGGCAUCCCUCAAAGUAGGGAACAAAAGCUGGUUUUACAGAACAUUUUCACUCCAGUGUUGAGGCAGAUAAUUCUUGCAUACUGCGAAUAUCAUAUUAAAGUCAAUUAGUUACACUUAGGAGUGGUUGCGUUGUCAUUUUGCGAGGCCCUGAAGUCUUUGUAAUGGCGUAGAGAUUUACUAAGUGCUCGAUUUGGUUAUUUAAUUAUAGAUGACUAUAUUUCAGCAAUAAAGAAAUGAUUAGUGUGUGAAAAAAUGCGUAACAUGAGUUGAUGGGCCUACCAACGUCAGUAAUAUAAAUCAGCCAGUCUUUUUUUGAUAUCUCGUGAAAUAAAUGCGCUAAAUGAAAAUGUAUUACGUGAUUAGCUUCCCGUAUUGGCCUGGAAAAGCACGUGGACCUGGGAAAAUAUUAUAACCAGCUAGGCGAUCACGCUUUUACAAAACAUAACAUUAUUUUCGACUUUUUAACUAAACGUAUUUUAAGAGAGUUUCUGCACAAACUCCACAGUCAGUUGCUGUUUCUUAAGCUUUUAAUAUUUCUAACAGUGAAAAGAAAUUUGAAAGGGAUGAGUAAGAUAAAAGCCAGCCAGAUACAUAAAACUAAACAAGAUUAAGAUUUGCUUUAAAAUAAAAUGGUAUAAUUAAAAUCAUUAUUAAUCAUUUUUAAAUCAUUAAAAAAUUUUCAAUCCUUUUUUUAAAUUCAAUAUAAAAUCAUUUAUCUGCAAUAUUAUCACCAAAGAGAAGAGAAAUUUCAGAGACUGUCAAACAUGUAUAUGUGUAAUUUUUGUAA
Molecule: messenger RNA, 3682 nt
Organism: Pangasianodon hypophthalmus (striped catfish)
Lineage: Eukaryota; Metazoa; Chordata; Actinopteri; Siluriformes; Pangasiidae
Gene: hoxa13b
Product: homeobox A13b
Exons: 2
Coding region: 696-1589 (297 amino acids)
Biological process (GO): regulation of transcription by RNA polymerase II
Molecular function (GO): DNA-binding transcription factor activity, RNA polymerase II-specific; RNA polymerase II cis-regulatory region sequence-specific DNA binding
Source: RefSeq, a predicted model, not a curated record